Messenger RNA from Peromyscus eremicus (cactus mouse), 1212 nucleotides. RefSeq lists its product as uncharacterized. The transcript is spliced from 3 exons. Lineage: Eukaryota; Metazoa; Chordata; Mammalia; Rodentia; Cricetidae. The record is from RefSeq and is a predicted model, not a curated record. Bases 1 to 1212 code for a protein of 403 amino acids.
AUGACGCCAGUGAGGAGGAGGGCGGCAGAGAGGAGGGCGGCCGAGAGGAGGGGCGGCCGAGAGGAGGGCGGCCGAGAGGAGGGGGGCCGAGAGGAGGGCGGCCGAGAGGAGGGGGGCCGAGAGCAGGGCGGCCGAGAGGAGGGAGGCCGAGAGGAGGGGGGCCGAGAGGAGGGCGGCCGAGAGGAGGGGGGCCGAGAGCAGGGCGGCCGAGAGGAGGGAGGCCGAGAGGAGGGCGGCCGAGAGGAGGGGGGCCGAGAGGAGGGCGGCCGAGAGGAGGGGGGCCGAGAGGAGGGGGGCCGAGAGGAGGGGGGCCGAGAGGAGGGGGGCCGAGAGGAGGGGGGCCGAGAGGAGGGAGGCCGAGAGGAGGGGGGCCGAGAGGAGGGGGGCCGAGAGGAGGGCGGCCGAGAGGAGGGGGGCCGAGAGGAGGGGGGCCGAGAAGAGGGCAGCGGAGAGGAGGGCGGAGAGGAGGGGGGCCGAGAGGAGGGCAGCGGAGAGGAGGGAGGCCGAGAGGAGGGCAGCGGAGAGGAGGGAGGCCGAGAGGAGGGCAGCGGAGAGGAGGGGGGCCGAGAGGAGGGGGGCCGAGAGGAGGGGGGCCGAGAAGAGGGGGGCAGAGAGGAGGGGGGCCGAGAGGAGGGAGGCCGAGAGGAGGGCAGCGGAGAGGAGGGGGGCCGAGAGGAGGGGGGCCGAGAGGAGGGGGGCCGAGAGGAGGGGGGCAGAGAGGAGGGGGGCCGAGAGGAGGGAGGCCGAGAGGAGGGCAGCGGAGAGGAGGGGGGCCGAGAGGAGGGAGGCCGAGAGGAGGGAGGCCGAGAGGAGGGAGGCCGAGAGGAGGGAGGCCGAGAGGAGGGGGGCCGAGAGGAGGGGGGCAGAGAGGAGGGGGGCCGAGAGGAGGGGGGCAGAGAGGAGGGGGGCCGAGAGGAGGGAGGCCGAGAGGAGGGCAGCGGAGAGGAGGGAGGCCGAGAGGAGGGAGGCCGAGAGGAGGGAGGCCGAGAGGAGGGGGGCCGAGAGGAGGGCAGCGGAGAGGAGGGCAGCGGAGAGGAGGGGGGCCGAGAGGAGGGAGGCCGAGAGGAGGGGGGCCGAGAGGAGGGGGGCCGAGAGGAGGGGGGCCGAGAGGAGGGGGGCAGAGAGGAGGGAGGCCGAGAGGAGGGAGGCCGAGAGGAGGGAGGCCGAGAGGAGGGCGGCCGAGAGGAGGGGGGCCGAGAGGAGGGAGGCUGA